CUUUUCUGUCUUUACAACAAUGGGCUGCUGUAUAAACUCAAACUCAGAGUCAAAUCAACACGGUCAAGGAAUACCGGAUCCGACAUCGAAAAUUGCUACCAUAAUCCCCUUCGAGAGAAAACGACUUCAAGAGCCAGUUGGCACCCAAGCGACAACGGGAUGAACCGAAGUGGACUGAUUCGUAGAAUGACUGCAACAGCUCGAAGGGCAGCCGUGGCACACAACCCGGAUUGCAGGCCUGCUGGUAGAAGGGCCAGUGGCAAUGGCUCCUAUUUGCUCAUGGAAACCUGGUACUUAUCCUUCAGUUGGUUGUCCGUCUACUCCAUCUGGCCCUUCCUGCCCUGUUUACUCUCUCUCUCCUGGGUACAUGGCGACAUAGGUACGAACUACGGAGAGGUACUCCGUACCUUGGAGUGGGAUGUCUGCAAGGUGGAGGGCUUCCUUAUGAAGCUAGUAAUGAAUAGUACUAGGUACUAUAGGUACCUGGUUAGACUGGAAAGCAGUAAUGUCAGACCCAGGAUCGCUGUCUGCUGUACCGGAAAGACAGCCCUCCUUGAAGAACACCGCCUUCCGACUUGUAUAACUGUUGGUGGAUGUAAACACCGACCAGUCGGUAAGGUACCUACUGCUCUAUUCUUCCCAUAUUGGGGGUGGAGAAAUUAAAACUAGCAACCAGCGUUAGAAGAGUCAUUAUCGUCCCGCGUUCUUUAGGACUCACGGGCAAUGAGCUGUAUCGGUAUCUAUCUAUCUACCUACCUACCUACCUACCGUCCUGAGGACGGUCGGUGGGG
This is a messenger RNA of Aspergillus heteromorphus CBS 117.55, 791 nucleotides long. RefSeq lists its product as uncharacterized. The transcript has a single exon. Bases 160 to 663 code for a protein of 167 amino acids. NCBI's taxonomy places the organism in Eukaryota, Fungi, Ascomycota, Eurotiomycetes, Eurotiales, Aspergillaceae. The record is from RefSeq and is a predicted model, not a curated record.